AUGUCAGACCGCGAUCCUAAUGUGGGCUUCGAUGCCAGCUACCAGCCAGCGAAGCUCAACCCUCAGGAUCUGGAGAUCAACAUGACGAGCGGCUUCAACAACACCGCCGCUGCCGCGCAUCAGGCUCAACAGCAUCAUCCAUUCCGUCUCCCAGCUCUGUACAACUCAACAACAAACGCUCCUCAUACCAGCCUCAACCCGUACCACCUUCAUAUGCCUAGGCACGCUGGAGGUCGCUUCGAUCACUAUGAAUCCCACAUGGAAGGCCCAUAUCAGGCUCUUUCACGUGGUUACGGAGUAGAUCGUAGGUUAGCGGUGCAAGCUCCAAGCUGGUACGAAAAUUCGCCGCUCAAUCUGGCUGUCGAGGAGGACAUGCCGAUCGGAGGUUUUUCACAACAUCGAACUGCGCCUGCGCAAGCUACCCAGCACAGGAUGCACAAUCAUCCUGCUGCGAUUAUGGCGACCAAAAAUGCUCUGGAGUCUGAGCAUGCGCAUUCAACACCCCACAUGCGACACAGGGCGACCCAAACCACAGUGAACGUACAUCCGCUACCAACAGGUCAAGAUUCGAUGUAUCGUGCACAGCACUACCCGUCCAGCAAUUUGCAAGGCAGCGAACAACCGCGGCCCUCGGAGCACGAAAAACUACAUACGGCAAACCGUCUAGACAACGGGGCAGAGUCGCUGAGAUUUUGUCCACUUCCAUAUGAGCUGCGCACACCCAUUUGGGCUGAUCUGACCGAACCCACCACUGCUCAUACGGGAGUUCAUCCUCGUGGUAAUUGGCCGAGUACCACAUCUCUCCAGGAUCAAGGCUUCACUGUUGACUCAUUCCUUGACCUUGGGUUCAAUGAAGCGUUCCAACAGCCAGUCUUCCAGGGAAACACAAACUCUUCCGUGCUCAUGGUCCCAUACACUGGCCAGUCUAGCUUCUUUUACGACGCCCCGCAAGACUUUCGUCGGCCUUCACAACCGCAAUCGUCCCGUGGAGUUGACCGUUCAUUGUCAGCUGCUCAUAGUGACAUGGAAUCAGCACCGACAUCUUUUGACCCGCUGCCUCCCGCAGAUAGACGAAGUUUUAUGCAGGCUAUGGAGUAUGCCACAGCCACGACUACACCGCUUGCUCAUCAGCAAGUUCGGCAAGAUCACGGCGCAUCUUCGAGGCUCUCGGCAGACAAUGUCGAACGAGUCGCUGCAUCCGCGAAUGGCGCGCAAUCGCAGGGCCAUGUGUUACCAACGCCAGUUGUGAUGGGUCCUAUCCGGACUGCUCAACGCGUUCCGCGAUCCGGUCCAAGACGGCCACCAAACCCAGCCCAGGUACAACACUUCACCACACUACUGGCCGACGACGCAUGCCACGAUAAAGAGUGCCCAAUUUGCCAGGACCCUUACAACGACAGUGACCAUCCAGCCAUUCGAAUGCAACACGUGCCAUGUGAUCAUGUGUUCGGCUUGAAGUGUAUCCAAGAAUGGGUCAAUAGCGGUAUGCAGAACGCACAUCUCUGCCCAUCAUGUCGGCAGAGCAUAACUGGCGCGCUCUCACGAGGAUCACAGGGACGUUCAAAUCAUCGAGCGGCGGUUCCUCCACGUAGACGGCCCCGAGCAGGUACCAGAAUGAGGUCACAGCGAGUCAGUGCUGUUGACGCACCUCGAGCCACGGGUCUUCCGGAUCCUCUAGCUGCACAUGCUGAUGCGCCACGAACAAACACACCUCGACCAAACCGCAAUAUUCAGGAGCGAUUCUUAAAUCUUCAACGUACUCAGGGUCUUCCUCAGCAAGCGACUACGAGCCCCCCUUCUCUUUCUGUACCAGCAACUGCAUUACUCGGCCAACCAGAGUAUACACAACUCGAACAAAACCUCUUUGCUCAGCGUCAGGAUUUGGCGACAUUCGACGGCGCCGCAGCUCGCUUGACAGCGAGAUCACAGGCUUUGAGCCACGAAGAUGCCAUUCAUCUAGCAGCUCAGCUUUCGAGACGUCGCACGCAGUUACUCUCACGACAUACUGAGCACUACAUGGCUGAGAGUCGAAAACUCCAGCGCGGCAACCGAGAGCGAGCGGACGAACAUGCAGCGCUUCGGCACUGA
Molecule: messenger RNA, 2088 nt
Organism: Parastagonospora nodorum SN15
Lineage: Eukaryota; Fungi; Ascomycota; Dothideomycetes; Pleosporales; Phaeosphaeriaceae
Exons: 1
Coding region: 1-2088 (695 amino acids)
Source: RefSeq, a predicted model, not a curated record